CACAGCAGUGAAGAAGAGCACGUUGUUACUGGAAAAGGCUUGCGCCGCAGCUUGCAACUUUUAGCUGUUCUUCAUCCGAUUGUUUUGACACCUAUCUGGAAGGAUUUCACCUUCCAUUAAGUCGUAGCUGUAAUUAAAUAUUCAGCGUGUAAUUCUUAGAUUCAGUUCUCUACCUAAGCGUAAUUUUUAUCGUUUAUUCGUGAGGAGAAGACGGGUUAGCCGAUUUGCUAACUUCCUAGCGAGUUUUGUGCUAUCAUGUCCGGCGGAGGUGUUGUGCGUGGACCGGCUGGGAGUAACGACUGUCGUAUAUACGUGGGAAAUCUCCCACCAGACAUCCGUUCAAAGGACGUUGAAGACCUGUUUUACAAAUAUGGAUCCAUUCGUGAUAUCGAUCUGAAAAACCGGAGAGGAGGACCACCAUUUGCCUUCGUGCAGUUCGAGGACCCGAGGGAUGCAGAGGAUGCUGUUUAUGGGCGUGAUGGUUAUGACUACGAUGGAUACCGCCUGCGUGUUGAGUUCCCUAGAAGUGGAAGGGGCGGGGGUGGAGCUGGAGGUGGAGGUGGAGGUGGAGGUGGAGCAAUGGGACCCCCGAGGGGAAGGUACGGACCCCCGUCCCGACGCUCCGAGUACAGGGUUGUUGUGUCAGGUCUUCCCCCCAGUGGAAGCUGGCAGGACCUGAAGGAUCACAUGCGAGAGGCAGGUGAUGUAUGUUAUGCUGAUGUGUACCGUGAUGGCACCGGGGUAGUGGAGUUUGUUCGCAAAGAAGACAUGACCUACGCUGUCCGUAAAUUGGACAACACCAAGUUUCGCUCCCAUGAGGGAGAGACGGCCUACAUUCGUGUGAAGAUGGACGGUCCUCGCAGCCCCAGCUAUGGCCGUUCUCGCUCUCGUAGCCGCAGUCGAAGCCGGAGCAAGAGCGGAUCUCGCAGCUACUCCCCUCGUCGCAGCAGAGGAUCUCCACGUUACUCUCCCCGCCAUUCCCGCUCCCGCUCCCGCUCUCGCACCUAGAUUCACCUGACCUUAACUAAAGCAAUGGUGUACCUCAGAGCUGGAGAGGACACCUUCACAUCACUUAACAAAUCCUGUACAUUAACCACAGAUCAUCUUGUGUGACCUGUUCAUUCUGUCAUGAUUUGUGUUCCCAUUUCCCCCACUUUUUGUUGCAGUUUUCUUUGUAGUUUUCAUUUUUUGCAUACGAGAUGUACACAAACCAGAUGUCUGGUCUGUGUACAUGGGCCCAUUUUGCUCCUGAUGUGCCAUGCUUCCCGUUUUCCAGUCUCGCAAACAUUGUGUUUCUGCUAACCAUCUUUUCUUCUUCUCUAUACUGUUCUUCUGCUGAUUGUCUUCAUUGUAUGCUUUAUGUUUUGUUUCGUUUAUAAAAUUUAACUUCUUCUAAGCA
Xiphias gladius (swordfish) is the source of this 1399-nucleotide messenger RNA. RefSeq names its product serine/arginine-rich splicing factor 1B. Gene Ontology annotation, molecular function: mRNA binding. Gene Ontology annotation, cellular component: ribonucleoprotein complex; nucleus; cytoplasm. The record is from RefSeq and is a predicted model, not a curated record. The coding region runs from base 256 to 1008 and encodes 250 amino acids. NCBI's taxonomy places the organism in Eukaryota, Metazoa, Chordata, Actinopteri, Istiophoriformes, Xiphiidae. The transcript is spliced from 4 exons.